Molecule: messenger RNA, 747 nt
Organism: Recurvomyces mirabilis
Lineage: Eukaryota; Fungi; Ascomycota; Dothideomycetes; Mycosphaerellales; Teratosphaeriaceae
Exons: 1
Coding region: 1-747 (248 amino acids)
Source: RefSeq, a predicted model, not a curated record
AUGAGCAUCCGGGAGGCGAGCAUGACUGAGGGAACAGCUUGCCGAUCAAACGAGAGCAAGGACAACGCCUUCCCUAACCACGACAGCGAUUACGACUGGAUCGAUGAACAUAAGCCUUGGUCUCCAGAAAAGAAGGAAGAGAGAGGACGUGAGGUCGCUUGGGAAUCUGCCCCUACUCUCCCUCGAACACCGUCUCAAACGGAGCACGCACGCGGCAGGCACGAGCACAUCUACGGGAGCGAGCGACGGCUAGAGGGGCAUCACGAACGACGACAUGUGAAGCGGUCUUCAUACGAACGACUGGCGGUAUCUCACGAGCACGAAAGAGUCCAUCAAGCUUUCGAAAGUCCCGCAUCACCAGCAGCUUCCAUAGCGACUUUGACGAGCACACGCGGCAGCGAGCAGGAGCGUGAUGUUGUUGCUGGAUAUGAUAGUAGUCCGUCCGAUUACUCGGAUAUCUGGAAUGACUAUCAUUCUUCCUCCGAGGCCGAAGACGAUGGUGGUGCUGAUCAAGAUCAAGAGAAGAAGUGUGAGUAUGAGGAGAGGCAGAAGACCUACGAUCAUCUUUGCGCGCGACCGCCGCUGCCUCCGCCGCCGCCGCUAACAUCGGUAGGGGGGCGGUAUGGCGAUUGCUCUUCUUGGAAUGCACGUGCUUUCAAUUUGCCGAGUGAGUUUGAGGAUGAUAGUCUGUUGGGUGGGAGAGAUAUGAUUACUGCAUUUGAGCCGAAGGAUUAUGAUGGGAGGUAG